Volvox carteri f. nagariensis is the source of this 1128-nucleotide messenger RNA. RefSeq lists its product as uncharacterized. Gene Ontology annotation, cellular component: membrane. The transcript is spliced from 8 exons. Lineage: Eukaryota; Viridiplantae; Chlorophyta; Chlorophyceae; Chlamydomonadales; Volvocaceae. Gene Ontology annotation, molecular function: CDP-diacylglycerol-glycerol-3-phosphate 3-phosphatidyltransferase activity. Gene Ontology annotation, biological process: glycerophospholipid biosynthetic process. The record is from RefSeq and is a predicted model, not a curated record. The coding region runs from base 1 to 1128 and encodes 375 amino acids.
AUGACAAUAUAUAAGUUUAGGCAGAAGCGAACGCCGGCGACCCACCGCCACGUCCUCAGCUGGAAGCCCCGUACGCUUCUCGCCACCCACACGUUUCACAGGACCCAGAGGACCCAGCGGCAGGGCAACAGCGGGACGCUGAGAGGGCCCUAUGGCUCCGGCAGCGGCGGCUGUAGCGCCUGUCGCUGCGAGCUUAAGCAGCAGUCCACGGCGGCUGUAGCUGAGGCGAUUGUUGCUCCUGAUGUGGCUACAGCCGCUGUUUCCGCUAUCAGGAAGCGAGGUGUGGGUAUCUGGAAGGAGGAGAUCAAGAUCCCCACUGGCUGCAGCAAGAGCUUCGUCACCAUGGCGAAAGCCAACGAUCCACCAGAUUCAGAUAUCCCGAUCGUGCCGCUGAUCGGGGUGCAGAAACCUGCGGAAUCCCUCAUUUCCCCCAUAGACCGCCGCAGCGAUUUCUACCGCCACGCCGCGCUUGUCGUACCUCAUCCCCCCGUUCCCCAACCGCUCAUGACGUUGCCCAACAUUCUGACGUUCUUCCGGCUGCUGUUGGUGCCGGUGCUGCUGGUCGCGUGGGAGCUGCAACACACUUACACGCCCACCAUAUGCGCGGUGAUGUUCAUUGCGGCAUCCGUCACAGAUUACUUUGAUGGCUAUUUGGCGAGGAAGCUCAAGAUUGCGACGGUAUUUGGAGCGUUCUUGGACCCCGUGGCGGAUAAGAUCAUGGUGGCCACGGCUCUCGUAUUGUUGGCGGUCUCCCCCCCGGCGCCAUGGAGCCCCCAGUUCAUGACGGCACCUGUCGUACUCAUCAUCUGUCGUGAAAUCACCAUGUCGGCUCUCCGGGAGUGGGCGGCAGCAGCGGGGGGAGGCGCGUCCAAGGCGGUCAAAGUCAACACGCUGGGGAAAUGGAAAACCGCGCUCCAAAUGGUGUCCAUGUCCGUACUAUUGGUUGUACGGCAACCAUUGGGGGAUCUGAUGCCGGACCGAGCAGAGUCCCGCCUCUUCCUGAACCUCAGUGUGUCGGCGUACGUGGGGCUGUGGGUCGGGACGGUGCUCGGCAUCUGGUCCCUAGCCAUCUACCUGGCUAACGUCUGGGUGCACUUCAUAUACCCGGAGGCUAAAAAACACCAGUAA